UUCUGCUCUGGGCUUUCCAUUUGUCCUAUGGGCUUAAUAAUUAGCCCAUUUAUUCUCAGGCAAAUUAGGCUUUGGGCUUCCAGUUGCAGAAAAAAACGUGUUUUGCACAAGGAAGAAGGGAGAGAACGAGAGCGUACUCAGCACUCAGCAGUUGCAGAAGAUGGCAGACGAUGGGGACUUCGAUAUGGACGGAGGAUACGAGGAUGAGCCGCAAGAGCCUGAGCCCGACGAAGGGGCAGAAGAGGAAGCAGAUAACGAGAACAAUGAGGACACUGCUGAUCCCCUUUUAGCUGAAACUGGCGAAAAAGGAGAGGAUGAACCAAAAGAACGAGCUCGGAAGACAUCAAAAUACAUGACAAAGUAUGAACGUGCAAGAAUUUUGGGUACCCGUGCACUGCAAAUCAGCAUGAAUGCGCCUGUGAUGGUUGAAUUGGAAGGUGAAACUGAUCCACUUGAGAUUGCAAUGAAGGAGCUACGAGAGCGGAAGAUACCUUUCACCAUUCGCCGCUACCUGCCUGAUGGAAGUUAUGAAGAUUGGGGAGUGGAUGAACUAAUUGUCGAGGAUUCGUGGAAGAGGCAAGUUGGAGGUGAUUAGUCCAAAGUAUGGGCUGGUGGUGUUGUGGUUCGUGGACUUUUAUGCCAGUAUUCAUAUUGAUCGGAUCGGAUAUCAUCAGCACAAGAUCGCUAUAGACUACUUGAUACAAAUGAGGUUGAUCCAACGUAAAGAAUAUGGAGUAGUCAUUUUGUGAUAGUUGUAAUUCCGUAAUCAUAUCAAUCAGUAUCCCAUCACAAUUUUCAUUUCA
This is a messenger RNA of Rhododendron vialii, 803 nucleotides long. RefSeq names its product DNA-directed RNA polymerases II and V subunit 6B-like. Gene Ontology annotation, molecular function: DNA-directed RNA polymerase activity; DNA binding. NCBI's taxonomy places the organism in Eukaryota, Viridiplantae, Streptophyta, Magnoliopsida, Ericales, Ericaceae. The transcript is spliced from 6 exons. The record is from RefSeq and is a predicted model, not a curated record. Gene Ontology annotation, cellular component: RNA polymerase II, core complex; RNA polymerase I complex; RNA polymerase III complex. The coding region runs from base 161 to 595 and encodes 144 amino acids. Gene Ontology annotation, biological process: DNA-templated transcription.